AUGUAUCGCCAGAUGUGGGUACAUCCUGACGAUAGACGUCUUCAGCUCGUGUACUGGCAAAGCAGGACUGAUUCACACGUCCAUCCCUACGAGCUGACCACGGUAACAUACGGCACCGCAUGUGCGCCGUAUCUAGCUACUCGGUGUCUACAGCAAUUGUCCUACGAUCACUCGGCGAGCGAUGCUGACACUGUGGAAGAAGCAACGCAGCUGCAUUCUGGAGUGCAGAGCAUCCUUGCGUCCGCAGGGUUCGAACUUCGAAAGUGGUCGUCGAAUUCGUCCGAAGUGUUGUCACAUAUCCCGGAAAACCUGAAGGAUGAUAGGCCGAUUGUAGCAGUUGAUGACAUUCAAGGCUCUGUCAGCACACUCGGUCUGCUGUGGCACCCUGAAUCGGAUGCCUUCCGGUUCAAAGUUCCUGAGCGAUUCUCUGAUAAUCCGAUCACGAAACGAAUCGUGGUCUCCGAGAUGUCCAAACUCUUCGACCCAUUGGGUAUCUUGGGUCCGGUGAUCAUCACAGCCAAAGUGUUUGUCCAACAACUUUGGAAGUUGAAACUAAGCUGGGACGAAGAGCUUCCCAAUGCACUCUGUACCGUGUGGGAAGACUACAGACUUGGUCUGGCUGCUCUAGGAACAUUUUCCAUCUCUCGUUUGGUCAAAGCUCCAGGCGCCGGAGACAACGUGCAACUUCAUGGGUUUUGCGAUGCAUCCCAAAAUGCAUCUACUUGA
Messenger RNA from Ochlerotatus camptorhynchus, 726 nucleotides. RefSeq lists its product as uncharacterized. The transcript has a single exon. The record is from RefSeq and is a predicted model, not a curated record. Lineage: Eukaryota; Metazoa; Arthropoda; Insecta; Diptera; Culicidae. Bases 1 to 726 code for a protein of 241 amino acids.